Molecule: messenger RNA, 441 nt
Organism: Cavia porcellus (domestic guinea pig)
Lineage: Eukaryota; Metazoa; Chordata; Mammalia; Rodentia; Caviidae
Gene: Smim22
Product: small integral membrane protein 22
Exons: 4
Coding region: 140-385 (81 amino acids)
Biological process (GO): regulation of cell population proliferation
Source: RefSeq, a predicted model, not a curated record
CCUGGGAAGGAGGCAGCUGCCAGGCCACAGCCCUAGGGCCUGGGAGGGCGGAGCUGGUUGCCAGGGCCUCAGGUGAUGUGGAUCCGGAAGUAGGAAACAGUCUGAGCCCAACUGGGGAGCGCAGGUGGCUCCCGCUGGGAUGAGUCUGUCCAUGGAGGAGCUCGAGGUCACAGCUCAGGAAGUGCUGGGAAGACUGAAGAGCCACCAGCUGUUCCAGUCUGAGUGGGACACUGCUGCCUUCGUGGUCUUUCUCACUUUUGCGGGCACUGUGCUGCUCCUGCUGCUUCUGGUCAUUGCCCACUGCUGCUGUCACUGCUGCUGUCCCUCCACCAAGCCCCGGAAGGAAAGACCCAAGGGAAUAGAUAACUUGGCCAUGGAACCCUAACAUUAGACCCUUGGCAUGUGUCCUGAUGCCAAAGAAACAAAGCUUGACUACUGUGA